Adineta steineri is the source of this 1005-nucleotide messenger RNA. NCBI's taxonomy places the organism in Eukaryota, Metazoa, Rotifera, Eurotatoria, Adinetida, Adinetidae. The record is from the annotation of a GenBank genome assembly.
AUGAAUACAGCCAAUGAUACUUUAGUAUUAACUAAUGUUUCAUUAAACAAUACUAUUAUAUAUCCUACUUUAUCAGCAGUGAACUUAUCAUAUUCAUUUCAGUUUUGGUUUGCACUCUUUUUGCAAAUUCCAUCUGUAAUAUGUUAUGUACUUAUUCUCACAUAUAUUCUCACUAAAAAAACUGAACGUCAAGCUCUUCAUAAUCAUUCAAUAUUGGUUCUUCUUGUCCUUUCUUUCUCUAUUGUAUUAUUUGAUUUCUCUUGGAGAAUAGAUAGUUACCGUCGUCAAGGAAACGUUUGGCCACAAGUGCCUUUUCUAUGUGAAGUAUGGUGGUUCAUUGAGUUUGGUUUGUAUGAUGCAUGUACAGUUAUUUUGGCUUGGUCAUCAUUUCAACGUCAUAUUCUUAUUUUUCAUUCAAAUCUAGUUUCUACAAAACGAAAACGAUUAUUUAAUCAUUAUUUGCCUUUAACAUUUAUCUUUAUAUAUUUAAUUAUUUAUUACAUCUAUGUUACUUUCUUUCCACCCUGUGAAAAUCAGUAUGAUUUUACAUCGCCUAUAUGUGGAGCUUUUCCAUGUUAUUUUUCAGUUUCAAAAUUGGAAAUAUGGACUGUAUUUGCUCAUGGCGUUACAGCAACUUUACUUGUUGCAAUAUUCAAUAUUACAUUACUUGUUCGUGUUUUAUGGCAAAGACAUCUUCAUCGUCAUGACUGGAAAAAAUGUCGAAAAAUGGCAUUUCAAUUAUUAUCAGUGUGUACACUUUAUCUUUCAUUGAAUUUGCCAUUGAUGCUUGUAGCCAUGGUGAAACUAAGUGGAUAUCCUGAUUUUGCUACUGAAUUCCAACUUUAUUUAGUGUUCUUUACUAAUAUAAUUCAAUAUCUUUUGCCUUUCGUAUGUCUCAUAUCUUUACCAGGUAUAUGGGUAAAAAUAACAACACUUUUUACAUGGAAUACUCGACGAGUUAUGCCUAUAUCAACAAUUGGCAAUGUUAAAAAUCGACAAGUAUGA